GUUGCAAGGCUUUAUUGUUUACAAGGUCAUUUGUUAUGGAUUCACACCGAAGGUGAGAAGAUGGCAUCUUCUAAGCUGAAGAUCGAAGAACUUUCCUUAAAAAUCAAACAGAGCAGCUCGUGGAAGUUUAUUCCAGAACUUUAUGGAUGUCUUUACAUAGACAUUUCUUGGCUGGACCUGCUGUAUACCAUUUGCAACACUGCCAGAUUCUUAGAUCAUAGAAAUGUUCAGAAAGAAAUUGAAUGUUUACUUGGAGGACCAGAGAGAAUCCUUAUAUCUCUUUCUGUAAGAUCAUCAUUUGAUCUUUUUCUACAAGCAAUGAAGUAUCCUCAGGACUCCGAGAUUAUAGCCACUUGCAUUAACAUUAAGCAGAUGUCUGAAAUAGCUGAAUACCAUGGGAUACACAUGAAAGGAGUUGAUUUGGACUUAUCUAAUAUGCAGCCUGAUAUUUCCCAAAUUGAAUCCAACAUAUGUGAAAAAACUGUUGGAAUCUUUGUUGUUCAACUAUUUGGUAUGAAAUUCAAAACAACAGAACUAAAGAAAGUUGCGAAAAAGCAUAGAAUAGUGUUAAUAGAAGAUUGUGCUCAAGCAUUUUUUGGUGCAGAUGCCAUUGACAGCAUUGAAUCUGAUCUUGCAUUUUUUAGUUUUGGUUCAAUUAAAAGAUCAACUUGCCUUGGGGGAGCUUGCAUAGUUUCAAAUAAUUCUGUUAUAUUGCACAAGAUGAGAACUAUUCAGAGCAGGUAUACUCUUCAGGGAAGAUGGGUAUAUUUCUUGAAGCUCCUGAAGUAUUUAGUUAUAAUGAUUGCCAUGAACAAUCCCUCCUUUUCCUGGAUUUUGUCGUCUUUACUUUCUUUGAUUGGCAUAGACUAUAAAGUUUUUUUCAAAAGCUCACUAAGGUCCUUCAAGGCUUCUAAUAACUCUUUAAUAGAACUGAUAAGAUUCCAGCCAUCACUCCCACUUCUGAUUCUUAUCAAAAGAAGAAUGCAACAUCUCCUUCAGUUUGAUGACAAUUACCAAGAUGGAAGACUGCGUGCAGAAUAUGCCAUUUGUAGUUUGAUUGAGAAACCAGUCUAUGUGUUGGGUUGUCUUUCUGAAGUCAGAGAUUUUUGGCUGUUUCCUGUUCUUGUGGAUGAACCUCUUGAAGUGGAGAUGGAACUAGAGAAGCUAGGUGUGUCAGCAUUUUCAAGAGCAAGCUCCUUGGAAUUUAACCACAAGCCAUCAGAAGAUCUAAGGUCAUCCCAAUUUGUCUGUAAGCACGUAUUGUACUUACCAAUUGAUAGAAGAUCACCAAAGUGGCAUAUAGAUAACGUAUGCAGGAGUUUAAUCACUGUACUACAGGAGAGGAGGUCAAUUUUUGAUAUAGCUGAGAAGGAACAUGUCGUUUUAAAAAGGGAUAUCGAAACACUUCUGAAGUGCUCUUCAACGAUUUUUGAAUCUAGCAAAAAGGUCCCUAGAAUUUUAGAAAUUUGACAGAAGGUUUUUGCAGAUGAUGUCGCAUAGCUUGUUAAUCAGAAAUCAAGGGGGAACCAAGCCAUGUCCUAAAUAGUUUGACCCGUUAAAUAGAUAUCGUGUAGAACAUAAACAGUUAUAUUAUGGAAGUAACAUAUUUACGUAUACUUUGCUUAAUACUGACAGGCUUUGACAUUGAAACAAAGAAUUUUAUCCGUUUAUCAAUAUUUGCACAUAAGCAAAUGAACUUGGUUGGCUAUAGCCCCUAACCACAUGUAAAGCUUCUGAGAUAAGUGAUCAAUCAUUUGAAAAGUUGUCAAAGUCAGACAACAAUAGGACAUCCUCUGAUAUUUUCCAUCUAAUAAGUGUAGUCUUUUUUGAUAACAAAAUCACACGAACAUUAAUCAAACGAAACGUUUUUAACGUUUGAAAGAAGAAACGAAACGUUAACCUUACCGUUUAACGUUUGAAUUUGACUAUUAUUUUAACAAAGAGGGAAAUUAGUGUAGAUUUGCUUUAUUUAUUGUUAAUGCUUAAAAAAAUUAAGUAGGGUAAGGCUUCAUUUUUUUGUUUUUAGCGUCAAGAUUUUUCAGUUUGAAACCAAUUUAAGCUUUUAACUUUGUCAGAGUAAAUAUCUUCCUCAGUUUAUGAAAUUAAUUAGUUUUUUCUCCGAUCAUCCUUUUGCUUCUAACUUAUAAUUACUAGUAAGGGGGUACCAGGUAUUCAUGUCGAAUCACGCAUUCAUGCGUAUAAUAAUGGCAAAUCACGUUUUCACGGUACUGGAAAUUAACUUUCACGAUCACGCCCCAAGAACCCCUCUGAAUUUUAAAAAGGGGGCUGAACCAUCCUGAGCCGCCCUGGGCCACCCCCUUCCAUGACAUCACUGCUCUAGCCUUAAUUGUAUUUAUCAUUUUUGUUCUUUUUGAGCAGCUAAAUCUUGAUCAACAGCUCCCAGAACACCAUCUCCUGAUCGACAGCAAUAAACAUCAUCGUCUCUUACCGUUUGUCGUUUCUUACUUGACAGUGCGCUGCCUCACUGCCGCACCAUUUGCUGCCGCCCAUUCUCUCAUCUCAUUUUUAUUUCAUUUCAUAUAUAUAUUUCCAGCAAUUAAUUGCAAAUCUGUAUUGAUAUAAAGAAGCUGUAUUUUGAAAAAUAUCAUCAAGAUAGAGUUAGAUUGUGGAAAGCUACAUUGAAGGUAAUUAAAAGUGCUAACGGGCACAUGAAAAUAACUCUAAAGAGCUUUUGAAUCGGUGACGUAAGUUUAAAUCAUAAUAAAUAUGGUAAAAUGUCAUUUUGCUAAGAACAGUGUUUCAUUUUGGAGAAAGUUUGAUAAUAAUCAAAUAUAAUGUUUAUUUUAAAAACAAGAACUGAAAGAUCAAAAAAUGCAAAAGAUUAGGGGCAAUAUAUGUACUACAUUGCCGGUCUGUUGGGCAAUAAUCGGUUUAAAAGCAAUCUAAUGCGAGGAAUUUCUUGAAUUUUUAACAAAAUCUUUUCUGAUAAGGGAUCUUCUACAUGACAAUAUUCUUCAUGUAGAUUUUGUUUGCCGAGCCGUUGGCUUUGGAAUCUCUAUCUUGGAGACAUUUAUCUUGUCUGGUACCGGAAACCAAGACUUUCUGCUGAUAAAAAAGUAAUCCCUCCAUUUCCAAAUUGGCUUGCAGCAAUUAUUUUCAUGCAAUCACACCAUGAAUAAUGCUAAUUCAUAGGUCAUGAGCUAAUGUCUAAUCACGAAUUCACGCAUCAGAAAUACGCUGAUCACGCCAAAAUACCUGGUACCCCCUAGUAAUAUAAAGGACGUCGCUUUGGCAUGCCAUGGGGGUAACUGCCCCCUUAGGGUUUCGUCAGUUUAGAUCUAUCUCCGAUGAAAGUCAUUGGGAAGUGGAAAAUUUGAAUUUCAUGAAACAGGAAUACUUUAUCAUGCAAGAUUCACGUAAGAAGCAUUUGCAGGAAUGAUUUAAGAAUUUACACUGACACGGUUAAAACCCAAAUGAAUAAAGGAGAUGGCAAAAGACAACAACAAUACCAUCUGCCUAUAUAGUAGCCACCUUAACAUAGUAAGUUAAAAACCGCUAAAUACAUUCGGUUCAUAACGAUAAUUAAUGGAUAAAAGUUCUUGUUGCUUAAAAAAGAAAAUGUUAUAUUUUAAAAAGGAUCUGUAUGUAGAA
Messenger RNA from Rhopilema esculentum, 3612 nucleotides. RefSeq lists its product as uncharacterized. NCBI's taxonomy places the organism in Eukaryota, Metazoa, Cnidaria, Scyphozoa, Rhizostomeae, Rhizostomatidae. Gene Ontology annotation, biological process: polysaccharide biosynthetic process. Gene Ontology annotation, molecular function: transaminase activity; pyridoxal phosphate binding. The record is from RefSeq and is a predicted model, not a curated record.